This is a messenger RNA of Neltuma alba, 1136 nucleotides long. RefSeq names its product histone-lysine N-methyltransferase ATXR6-like. Bases 36 to 1064 code for a protein of 342 amino acids. The transcript has 6 exons. The record is from RefSeq and is a predicted model, not a curated record. Lineage: Eukaryota; Viridiplantae; Streptophyta; Magnoliopsida; Fabales; Fabaceae. Gene Ontology annotation, molecular function: protein binding.
CCACUGCUCUGGUCACUGUAUCGUCGAGACCAUCAAUGUCACUCCGACGAAGGACUCUCGCGCUGAAACCGGCAUCCAAGUCCCCUUCAAUCGGUAAAUCGUUCGAUUGCGAUGACGUGUGCUGCGAAGAAUGUGGAUCCGGCCACUCGCCGGCCAAGUUGAUUCUUUGCGACAAAUGUGAUCGAGGAUACCACCUCUUCUGCCUCAGACCCAUACUUGUUGCUGUGCCCAAUGGAUCUUGGUUCUGCCACUCUUGCUCUAAAAACAAGAAGCCCAAGUCUUUUCCUCUUAUUCAGACUAAAAUUAUUGACUUCUUUCGCAUUCAACGGUCGCCGCAAGCUCCUCAAAUAUCCAGUCAAGAUAUCCGAAAGAAACGAAAGCGGGCUACAAGCCUGGUGGUGUCGAAAAAGAAACGAAAGCUGCUGCCUUUCUGCCCAAGUGAGGAUCCCUCAAGGAGAUUAGAACAGAUGGCAUCUCUGGCAACGGCAUUGACAGCAACUAACGCAGAAUUCAGCAACGAGCUUACUUACAUGCCAGGAAUGGCGCCGAGAUCAGCAAAUCGCCCGUCUCUCGAAAACGGUGGAAUGCAGGUUUUGUCCAAAGAAGAUGCAGACACCUUGAACCUGUGCAGGAGUAUGAUGGAAAGAGGAGAAUGUCCACCCCUCAUGGUUGUUUUUGAUCCUCAAGAAGGGUUCACUGUUGAGGCAGACAAAUGGAUAAGAGACUUGACGAUAAUCACAGAGUAUGUUGGAGAUGUUGACUAUUUGAGGAAUCGUGAGAAUGAUGACGGGGAUAGCAUGAUGACACUUCUUUCCGCUUCUGAUGCUUCACAAACGUUAGUAGUCUGUCCGGACAAACGAAGUAACAUCGCGCGGUUUAUUAACGGCAUUAAUAAUCACACACCGGAAGGAAAGAAAAAGCAGAACUUAAAAUGCGUGAGGUUCGACGUCAAUGGGGAGUGUCGGGUUCUACUGAUUGCAAACAGAGACAUAUCAAAGGGGGAGAGGUUGUACUAUGACUACAAUGGAAGCGAGCAUGAAUAUCCAACGGAACAUUUCGUGUAAAUGUUGAUUUUUUUGCCACUUAGUGAACGAUCCUAAGAUGGGAUAAUACAAGCAAUAACAAAGCUCCAUUGA